AGGAAAGGAUACUUUGUGUCGGCUACAACCGACGAAAGGAAACCCUCAAGAAACCCCCAUCCUCUCAACCCCCCCCGCCUUCAUCUGCUGUUCUCCACUUAUAUUUCGCCACAAGGGUUUUCUAGAUUCCAUCCCCUCAAUAAAAACAACACAGCUUUUCCGUAAUUUAGAAACCACCGCAGGAAGAAGAUCAUUAGCACCCCAGCCUACCUGAUCACAUGGGCAAUUGUGUGUUCAAAGGCUUCGGAGAAGUUGAAGAUAUGGUGAAAGUGGUAACAUCCAGCGGUGGCAUCAUGGAACUAUUCGCACCCAUCACCGCCGAGUGCAUAACCAACGAGUUCCCCGGCCAUGCCAUUUACCCCACACCUGACUUCCUCUCUCCGCCUCUCCUCCACAACGAAGAGCUCCAUGCAGGCCACCUCUACUAUCUCCUCCCUACCAACAACAGCUUCGCCAAACACCACGAUCAAAACAACGUUGGAGACGUCGACAUCAGGAACAGUAACAAGAACAUUAUAUCUACAUCUUCAUCUAUCAAUACUCCAUAUCGCAUGUCGUUCGAUCAGCAGAGGGUGUUGAAGAGAACCGAGGCGGAGGUGCUGCCUAGGUAUAAUAGCAGUGGAGUAUGGAAGGUGAAGCUGGUGAUAAGUCCAGACCAGUUGGCUGAAAUCCUGGCGCAGGAGUCUCGAACGGAGGCGUUGAUAGAGAGCGUAAGGACGGUGGCUAAGUGUGGAAAUGGGGUGUCGUCGGUGGCAAAUUCUGAUCAAUUCAGUGUUUCUAGUAGUUGGAAAACUCCAUGGUAAAACAUGCUGAUGGUGUAUAUAUCUUCAUUGUUAGCCGUAGUAUUUGGUAUUGUGAUAUAUAAUUGAUAUGUUCCUUUAGUAAGUAUAAUUGUUUUAGGUGUAGAGUUAGUUUUUAUCCUGGACCUGGAAGGAAGUCAGAAAUGUGUGCUAACUAGUGCCAUUGAUAUAAGUAUGUGUGAUUACAAAAUUUGUAAUGAUUUUCCAAAUCUUUUCUCUAAGAGUGAUGUUAAUGUUUACUUUCAAUAAAAUUACAUGAUGUCAUUA
Molecule: messenger RNA, 1067 nt
Organism: Gossypium raimondii (Peruvian cotton)
Lineage: Eukaryota; Viridiplantae; Streptophyta; Magnoliopsida; Malvales; Malvaceae
Exons: 1
Coding region: 219-803 (194 amino acids)
Source: RefSeq, a predicted model, not a curated record